Molecule: messenger RNA, 1122 nt
Organism: Pyricularia pennisetigena
Lineage: Eukaryota; Fungi; Ascomycota; Sordariomycetes; Magnaporthales; Pyriculariaceae
Exons: 3
Coding region: 1-1122 (373 amino acids)
Biological process (GO): protein polyubiquitination; positive regulation of proteasomal ubiquitin-dependent protein catabolic process; ubiquitin-dependent protein catabolic process
Cellular component (GO): cytoplasm; ubiquitin ligase complex
Molecular function (GO): ubiquitin conjugating enzyme binding; ubiquitin protein ligase activity; zinc ion binding
Source: RefSeq, a predicted model, not a curated record
AUGGAUUCGGAAACACUCGCCAUGAUCAUCCAGCUACAGCUGGAGGAUCUGGACGCUCUCAAAGCCCGAGCAAAGGGAAAAGGCCGCGAAACAGAUGCGAUCCCAGACUCCGAGAUUGCCUUGGAGCUCUUUCGAGCUGAGCUGGCUGCCCAGGCAGGACUCGUGUCUGACAGAGCUCUAUGCCAGAGCAUGGCCGAUGCAGUUAUCAAGGAUGGGGACGCUAUCGAAGAGUGCCUUGGCGCAGCGAAUAAUAGCCAACCUGAUGCAGAGUCAACCACCAAUCUCGAUGAUGAGCUCAUCGACAAGCUAAAGAUUCUGUAUGUUGACAAUCACGAGGAGCAGUGUUGCGAAGAUCUGGAACUUCCCGAUGCGGAAUCGUCUUCUUGGGCGGCAAGUCGCCAAACGUUCGUCAGCCGCCCCAAGAGGAGCUGCACCAGCUGCGGUGACGACUUUGACUUUACCGAUGUCGCUCGCUGCCCUUGCUCUCACGAAUACUGCCGGGGCUGCCUUGGAAUGCUGUUCGAGACUUCGACCGUUGACGAGUCGCUAUUUCCCCCUCGCUGCUGCAAGCAGCCCAUCCCACUUGAGCGCAACAGAAUCUUCUUGGACUCGGAGCUCGUGGGCCGUUUCAAAGCCAAAAAGCUCGAGCUCGAAACGCCGAACCGCAUCUACUGUCACGACCCAGAGUGCUCCAACUUUGUCCCUCCGCUAUUCAUCGACGCAGCGGAGAACAUCGCCACUUGCGUCCGGUGCCAGAAGAAGACGUGCACAACAUGCAGGGGUCCUGCUCAUACCGGCGACUGCCCCGAAGACCCUGGACUAAAGCAGGUGCUCGCCUUGGCGGGCAAGGAAGGCUGGCAGCGCUGCUAUAAUUGCAAGCGGGUUGUCGAGCUAGGAAGUGGCUGUUACCACAUGACAUGCCGCUGCCGGGCUCACUUCUGCUAUCUCUGCGGCGAGAAAUGGAAGACUUGUACAUGCCAGCUCUGGGACGAGGGCCGUCUUGUGAACCGAGCAGCCAACGUCGUCGACCGAAACCUGCAGGCUGGAAGAAUCAACCCUGCCCAGCAUCAGGAUUAUAUGUGGAGGGCCGUCGCUCACCUGAGAGCAAACCACCAGUCUUAG